UAUUCACAAAGAAUUAUAUGAUGCUUUUUUAUCUGGAGAUGAGAUUGGACUGAUUAGUGGAAGGAAAAUAAAACUAACUGUUGCUGUUCAGGAUGACCGACAAUACAACUUUUUUCUUUCCCUCCAACUCUAAAAUCUCAAUCCACUAUGAGAAAACGACAGUGGAUAUGGUCUUCUACACCAUCAUCAUUCUCCUCGGUACCACCGGGAACUCUGUGGUCAUCUGGGUGGCUGGUUUCCACAUGAAAUCCAAUGUCACUAAAAUAUGGUUGGUCAACCUCGCAGUAGCAGAUCUGAUCUUCUGCCUGACAAGAAUUUCUUCACUCAUCUCCAAAAUCUUCUUUGACUACUGGCCUUUUGGAGUCUUUCUCUGCAAGUUCAAUGGUUUCAUUAAAUAUGCCAAUAUGUUCUGCAGUGUUUUUCUUCUGGCUGUCAUCAGUGUGGAUCGAGCACUUUGCAUCUGGCAUCCAUUUUUUACCAGGGAACGACGGACAGUAUGUGCUGCUCGUGUGGUCAGUGUGGGAGUUUGGAUCAUGGCUGUGAUCUUUAGUUGUCCGUACUUUGCUUACCGGCAGGUCUUUCCUGGCAAGAACAACUUGAGCCACUGCUCACUGAAGGUGAAUGGAGCAGCUGAGACUGGCAAUUCAAUAAAGUAUGUCUACUACUUCAUUCGUUUCAUCUGUGGAUUCCUGUUACCCUUUCUGGUCAUCUUUAUCUGCUACACCCUGGCUGCUAUUGGGAUCCACAGAUCAAGACUCUCCAGCAAAUCAAAGCCUCUUCGCAUUCUUGCUGUUUUGGUCGGUGCCUUUUUCGUAUGCUGGGCUCCAUAUCACUUUCUAGGGCUGGUCAAGUUGGUGAAUAAAGACAACGAGGUGGUAAAAAUAGGAUGGAAUAUGGCUUCAAACUUAGCCUAUUUCAACAGCUGCAUUAACCCAAUCUUGUACUUCUUCAUGGGACUGGAUGUUAGCCGACGAUGCAACCAAAGUUUGUCUGGGAUUUUUCGCAGAGCACUCACGGAGGAAGGCCAAAGUCUAUCCCAGCAAUUCACUGGGGAAGAAAUCUGCAAUUCCUUUCUAAAGACCAAAGGUGUUGAGUGUGUAACUAAAGUUUAGGAGUUUUUACUCUCUUUUUCUAGUUAAUUUCUCAGAUCAUGCAAACUGUAAAGAUGGUCUAACUAUGUAUUUAUUACAAUACAGGUCUUGGGUAUUCCCUGAGCAUACAGUAUCUGUUAAGUUUCAACUCUAAAAUACCUCACAGAUAUUUUAUUAUAGCAAUUUGUAAAGGCUCCUAUUUAGGUUAAAGCAAAAUAAUGCUUUUUAUGUGUUUUUUUUAUGUAAAUAAGCUUAAAUAAUACUUUUAUCACAUAAAUUCAAAAUGAAACUCCCACACAUCAUAUGUAGCACAACACUAUUGCUUCACUGAGUGUCUUAAGUAGGUCAAAGAGUGUUUGUGCUGGUGCAAGUUCACAAGUUCCCUUUCAGAUCGGGAACUUCGACAUGCGUCUAGGAGAGACACUAAUGGGAAUACACAAGACGACCAAUCACUCGGAAGAGUGAAGCUGCGGUCACACUGGACUUUUCAACAUAAAAGAUCGGGUCAGAUUCUGGGUGUAGUGGUUUCCUCUCCCCGGAUCAUCGGCACAAGUAUUGCAUCACAUGUUUGGGGGUCCAGCAUGUUGAGGCUGGGUAACAUCUUGCAACAACAUCCAGCUUUUGGCCGGAUGGUCGGCGAGAUCCAAAUUUUAAAAAAAAUUGCAGAUUUCCUUCUCUCUGGGUGUGUAAGCCAGAGUAUUGUCAAUCUGGAACGCGCUGCCUUCCAACUCGCAGUGCCGGUGCACUUCGCCACAGGCUACGAGGGUGUCAGAGAACGGGCUCUUUUCUCUCAUUCCUCCAGCCUCUUCGAAGGGAAUAGCUGAGUGUUCGGCUCCUUCAGCAGCUAAAAGUCUAAGCACUCGCCUGUGAGAGCUGGUUAUAUACUCUACUAAUAUCUAAUCACCUAUAACUGCGGAGCUGUGCUCUGCCAACCCAUGGGCAAACAUUGGCCCGUUUUCUUACUCUUCAGAGUGAGUGGUCAUCUAGCAUACUCCCAUUAGUGUUUCUCCUACACACACGCCUCUGUUCCUUCCUUUGGGGAACGUGGGUUAUGGACGUAACCAGGUUGUUCUUUUUUGCAUUUGUUCUCUUUUUUCAAAUACAUACAAGGCUAUGUCAAAAUCAAUCAAUCAAACACACAAGCUCA
Danio aesculapii is the source of this 2238-nucleotide messenger RNA. RefSeq names its product C3a anaphylatoxin chemotactic receptor-like. Gene Ontology annotation, cellular component: plasma membrane. The coding region runs from base 93 to 1112 and encodes 339 amino acids. NCBI's taxonomy places the organism in Eukaryota, Metazoa, Chordata, Actinopteri, Cypriniformes, Danionidae. The record is from RefSeq and is a predicted model, not a curated record. Gene Ontology annotation, molecular function: G protein-coupled receptor activity; complement receptor activity. Gene Ontology annotation, biological process: positive regulation of cytosolic calcium ion concentration; complement receptor mediated signaling pathway; phospholipase C-activating G protein-coupled receptor signaling pathway. The transcript is spliced from 3 exons.